Messenger RNA from Fomitopsis serialis, 1156 nucleotides. RefSeq lists its product as uncharacterized. Lineage: Eukaryota; Fungi; Basidiomycota; Agaricomycetes; Polyporales; Fomitopsidaceae. The record is from RefSeq and is a predicted model, not a curated record. The transcript has 2 exons. The coding region runs from base 209 to 850 and encodes 213 amino acids.
ACAGCCUGGUGGUCGGGCGUUGCCCGAUCGUCGACUCGAGACCUGUGCGCGCUGCCGCUCGACGGACGUUGAUGUGUCGUGUCUUCAUCGAUCAUGGGCAGGAUGCCAACAUCUUCGAGGGCCGCGUCGCCGGGUGGCGAUAUGUUGUGUCUCUGAACAUCGCGGUGGUGGUGCCGAGGUCGAGGGGAGGUGACGAAGAGGGCGAGAGAUGGGAAGACAACCCGACAUAAAGGUACCGAGGGAGGUUGCCAGACACGACACAGGGCGAGCGCGAAGAGAACGCGAGGAAGGGCGUGCGCGCAAUCGAGGAUGCCCGCAGCCUGGGAGAGGUAGGUUCCCUGACGAAUACCCUCUUGACAGGACGGACAAGCCAGCUCUCGCCUGGACGCACCGUCCGCAUCGAGGAGACCACGCAGUUGACAGCGACACAGACGUGCGCACGACUGGGAACACAGUCCACACGCGAAUCACCGCGCCGUCAACGGAUCGGCAGGUGAUGAGACGAGAAGGCACCAAUGCCUCGUAUACGCAAGUCGACGGGACGGCGAACAUCGCUUGUCCAUGCGGGCAGCAUACCCCUCGGGGGAGAAGCAAUCGUGCAAGUGUACAGCGCACGCCAGGCUACGGCGUGCGUGCGGCGACGCUAUCGAGCAACAGAAGGUCAAGACAAAUUGGGAGCGUAGACGGCUGUGACCCGACGUACCUGCGUCGACAAUGCCUCGAUUGGAUGGCAACCAGUCGCUACGUCGUCCGUCCAGUCUGCGCAACAAACGUGCAAUGUCGUGCUUGGAGGGAUGGCCUUGUCUCGCAGAAGGGUACGACCACUGUGCACACAUCUUCGCGCGAAUAGUCCGUUGCGUGUGCGCAGAGUCGGUUGGUGCGACCCGUGGAUACCAGCGAGACGACGGCGGACGCGAGCCAACGCAACAGCGCACGACGGCGGACAUCGCGGGCUCGCUGUCCUGUGGACGCAAGGCGUUUGCGUAGUGCUCGCUGUGCAGACGGCUGGUGAUCAGAGCUCAGCAGAGGUCCGCGCGUGAUCUAUGGAAACAUACCUUCGAGGCCAACUCCUCGUGGAACGCACAGCCGGGUAUGCUCGUUACCAACAUGGGGCAUUGUGUGCGACGAUGAAGGAGACAUGAUGAGCCCGUGCUGA